AUGGCGUCUGAAUCAGCCAAAGACUGGGUGAUGGACCUUCCCUACGCUGUCGGCGAGUUGAAACCGUCUGUGCCCGACAUGUGUUGUCCGCUCCUCCGCGACACGGCUGGCUGCGACUGCUUGAAUCCGCCGCCGGUGAUUCCUUCGUACAUCACCCGUGCUUUAGACUUCAUGAUCGAUGUGAUUGCGAGUGGUCAGGGUCUGAUUUCAAGUAUGAAGCGAGUGGACUGCGCCGCUAAUCACAGCAAGGUCGACGACAGCACCAACCAAAAGUUGGAUGACCUCAACACUUUGUACCAACAGGUGAUUCAAAGACAUCCGAUUCUGUUGUACGACCUGAGUCGGAGGCGCGUGUCUUAUAAAGCGUCCAUGGACGUCAACGUUGUCCGAGCGCGCAACGCUGGACGCACAUUUUUGGCAUCCUGGAGCCCAGAAAGAGGGCUUUUAGUGGCGUCAGGCCGAGAGGUGACAGCUCCAAGGAAGUUGCUUCGAGUUGGAAUGAUAGAGGCUGAGCCAUGGUCUACGUUGAAGAACAGAAAAUGGGAAGGAUAUUUCCCCAUCCUACUGGAAGAACUCGGACGGAUCAUGGACUUUGAUGCCGACAUCGUUCCCUUAACAGCAUUGGGCGAACGAUCAAACACAAGCACGUGGACUGGAGGCAUCGGUCUUCUGGCCAAAGGAGACCUUGACUUGAUUUGCGCUCCGCUGACGAUGACCGCCGAGCGAGACGAGGUAAUCGACUUCAUCACCCCAUACGUCGAGCAGACCGGAUUGAGCAUUGUUUUGAAGCAGCCCGUAGCGGAAACGUCCCUGUUCAAAUUCAUGACGGUGCUGAAAACGGAGGUUUGGAUCGCGCUGGUUGUGUCCGUUACCAUUACCAGCCUUUUGAUGUACAUUUUGGAGAGGUUUUCUCCAUACAGCUACACGCGCAGUCCGGAAAGAUACCCUUACGAAUGCCGAACUUUCGACCUGAAGGAAUGUUUCUGGUUCACGCUAACAUCAUUUACACCCCAAGGAGGGGGAGAACCACCAAAGAACUUAUCCGCGCGAAUACUUGUGGCUGCAUAUUGGUUUUUUGUGGUGCUGAUGCUGGCUACAUUCACGGCGAAUCUCGCGGCGUUUCUCACCGUGGAGAAAAUGCAGGUGCCAAUUUCGUCGAUGGAGCAGCUGUCUCGGCAGUCGAAAAUCCUCUAUGGGGCGAUGACAGGCGGAAUUGCCAGCGACUUUUUCAACAACAUGUACGCGGCUGAGAAGACACUUUACAAACAAUGGACCGCAGUCGUUAUGAACAAUGAUGACGCAACUUUUCGAGUUUGGAAUUAUCCGAUUCGGGAGCAAUACUCAAUUAUUUACUCCAGAACUCUCAACACGUCGGAAAAUAUGGUCAAAACUCUCCGUGAAGGAUUAGAUAAAGUUGUAUCAUCCGACGGAAACUACGCUUUUAUCCACGACGCGCUCGUUUUGCGAUACGAGGUGCUGCGGAACUGCUCGCUUGUCGAGGUCGGAGAAAUGUUUGCCGAGCAGCCGUACGCGCUCGGCGUGCCAACAGGAAGCCCUCUUUCGCGAGAUUUUAGCAGAGCGAUUUUGCAAAUGCAGAGAGACCGUUUUUUCGACGAUAUUUCAGCCAAGACGUGGAACAAAUCAAAGAGGGCCCAGUGCAACCUCGGCCAACGCACUGACUCGGGAAUCACGCUUGAAAGCAUAGGGGGUGUUUUCAUCGCCAUGCUGGCGGGUCUCGGGCUGGCAGUGGUGACGCUGGUGGCGGAGGUGUUGUAUCACAGGCGGAAAGUGGAGCCCAUCAAGCCACGUCUGCAGAUGCCCAAGUACGACGACAGGAAUAAGCAGUUAGCCGGAAAGAAAGAGCCACUCAAGAAGCAACCGACGGCGUCGAUCCUAAAGAAGGUGCCGUCCGAGCGCAACGUAGCGAAGAAAAAGGUCACCCUUGGCGACAAAAAGGGCUUCGAGUCGCAGACGGGCGUGCCCAAAGUUUCCUACAUAACUGUUUACCCGAGACAGUAGACGAGGUGAACGAGAGAUAUGUGCAGCAAAAAGUUCCUAGCAUUUUGGCGUAGUCGUCAUUAUUAUUUGUGUUUGUGAAUAACAAAAAUAAAUA
Cloeon dipterum is the source of this 2113-nucleotide messenger RNA. RefSeq names its product ionotropic receptor 25a-like. Gene Ontology annotation, cellular component: plasma membrane; postsynaptic density membrane. Lineage: Eukaryota; Metazoa; Arthropoda; Insecta; Ephemeroptera; Baetidae. The record is from RefSeq and is a predicted model, not a curated record. Gene Ontology annotation, biological process: synaptic transmission, glutamatergic; modulation of chemical synaptic transmission; monoatomic ion transport. The transcript is spliced from 14 exons. Gene Ontology annotation, molecular function: glutamate receptor activity; transmitter-gated monoatomic ion channel activity involved in regulation of postsynaptic membrane potential. The coding region runs from base 1 to 2019 and encodes 672 amino acids.